Cydia splendana is the source of this 1228-nucleotide messenger RNA. Its product is annotated as peroxynitrite isomerase THAP4-like. NCBI's taxonomy places the organism in Eukaryota, Metazoa, Arthropoda, Insecta, Lepidoptera, Tortricidae. The record is from RefSeq and is a predicted model, not a curated record. The transcript is spliced from 2 exons. The coding region runs from base 53 to 550 and encodes 165 amino acids.
UCUGCCGGUACUUAAAUAAAUAAGCCUACUUUUAAAAGGCGAGAACGUGAUAAUGGCAGCUGUAGAAAUGCCUGAGGCCUUGAAGCCGAUCAGCUGGCUCGCCGGCCGCUGGAAGACUGAAAGCGGCUCCGGAAAAUACCCGGACAUCCCGGAGUUUCAUUACCACGAAGUCUUGGAGUUCACCUGCAUAGGUCAACCAAUGUUGAACUUCACAUCCACAUCUCGGCACCCAGAGAAGCAGACUCCAAUGCACCAGGAGCGCGGCUUCCUCCGCAUCAAGCCGGGCUCCCACCAGCUUGCCUUCAUGGUCAGCCACAACUUUGGACUAACAUCACUUGAGGAAGGCCAAGUCGAGCCGGAGACCCAACAAGUUAUUUUGACUUCAACUAGUAUCUCACGGAUGUCGUUUGCGAAGCAGCCGUUUGUUAAGAGCUUGAAGCGGGUGUGGAAGCUCCUGGAUGCUGGCACUCUGGAAGUGACCGUUUAUAUGGAGACUGAUGAUACACCACUUACUGAGCAUCUGAAGGCCGUUUAUACCAAAGAAUCUUAAUAGUGUGUGUAGGAGUUCACAAAAGCUGAUGAAUAGCUCUCAAUCUAUUCACAUAAACUUUAGUGAAUUGAGCUAGUGAUACACUAGGUGAUCAAUGUACACGGAACUCAUACGACUUCGCCGAACAUGUCGCCGACACGUGUCGUGGGACAUUUUCCCCCUAGUGUAUCCCUGCCCUCAAAUCUGAUUUUAGAUCUGGGGGCCGAUUUUUGAAUUUCGACCGCUGGAUUUCGUGUAUUUCGUUCAAUAAUAUCUCCACUACUACGUAUGUAAAUUCUACUAAUAGAAUUGAAGUCGAGUGAUCAAUACCACUAGAUUUCAAAUUUCGAUCGCUCGUAUUUCAAAAAUUAGCAUUUCGCCGUUUUCCACCGAUUUUCGAGUGACGAAAUAGCGAUCGGAUUUCAAAAAUCGGCCCCCUGGGGCCCGUUUGUCCAAAGCUUGUAACUUGUAAUACAAGCGGAUGUCACUUUUUGUUAGAAAGAGACUUCCACUUGUAUUACAAGUUACAAGCUUUUGAGAAACGGGUCCCUGGAGAUCAUUUGAUCAAAACAUUGUAAACUGCUUGCAUGCAUUUUGUUACUUUUGUAAUUAUUGAGCCUAGGCGAUCCUCCUAGACUUAGCACUCUCAGUAAUCUGGAAGGACUUGAUCUCUGAAUAAAUGAAAGACGUAUCUGUGUU